Salvelinus sp. IW2-2015 is the source of this 3275-nucleotide messenger RNA. NCBI's taxonomy places the organism in Eukaryota, Metazoa, Chordata, Actinopteri, Salmoniformes, Salmonidae. The record is from RefSeq and is a predicted model, not a curated record.
UAGUUCUCCCCUUUGACCCUCACCCCUCCCUGAAAAAAACAUGACCUCCAACAUCCCACAAUCCUCUGCCCCCCUUCCCAAAAAAGAGACAACUACUGAAUGAAAACGGAACUUCCAGCCCAUCUGAACCAGCCCUGAUCCCACAUCCACCCUACCGGAAGAGGGAACAAACCAGAGAAACCACAUCCACCCUACCGGAGAGGGAACAAACCAGAGAAACCACAUCCACCCUACCGGAGAGGGAACAAACCAGAGAUUGAUUUUAUAGAUUUGAAAUGGAGAAAAAAACGAGUCAUCUUUUGCAAACUGUGUUUUGUUUUUCUUGGGGGUUUUCUUUGGGGGGGGAAAUGUCACCACAAACUCACAUUGUGUAUAUUGAACACCAUAUAAUCAAUCUACUGCAGGCAUUCUGGUAUCGUGUGAUCUGGUCUAGUCUUGGGGUUUUUUCUUCUCCAGGUCAGACAGUAGUAGUUGCUGGUUGUUUUUAAAUCUGUGUAGAACCCGGCCUUUUUUCUCAGGUCAGUAUUAUAGCUAGCUGGUUUGACCCCCAGAGCCCGAGAAAGCAAAGAAGGCAGCCGCAUACAACUCACUACAAAAGGGACUGAACAUUUUUGUUUAUAGAUGUGUGUGUAUAUAUAAAUAUAUAUAUUUGCUCGGGUACUUAGAGAAAUACCCAACCAGAUUACGGCGUGAACAAAGCUUGCCAGUGAAUAAAGUGAGCCUACAGGAAUAGCUGCAAAGUCAAAGCCAUUUUUAACGUUGAAAAGGUAAUGGGUUUCGUGCAUGCAUUUCAAUUGCUAUUAAUUUAUUAACCUGUUUUCUUUGGUUUAUCUGUUUGGAAUGGUUUGUUCAGCAUUGCCCGAAACAGACACACUUCAAGAGGAUAAUGCAUUCAUUUUCCAUGUGUUUUUGUAUAUCUAGUAUUAUCAAAGCCGUUAAUAAUGACAUCCAUCAUUCACUUACUCUGAAAGACAAGACUACAACAUUAUCAUGACUAUCUGCUUUUUCCUCCACUUGUUUUUUCUUCUUCCUGUUAUUAAAAUAGCUUUUUUCCUUUCAUAUUAUGAUUCUAUUUUUKUGUUCCACUAUUAUGCCUACAGAUUACACUGUGUUAUUAKCAGCCAUGCAGUGMACCUCUGACUCCCUCCUUGAACCAUGGACGGAACUGUUUAUUCUCAUCAUUGACUUUUCCAACAUUUACAAUAAAGAACUGUGUGAUCUGAUACAGGUGUCUGCAAUAUGAUUAGAUCCAUUCAUAUAACAUACACAUUAUCCCCCAAACUAUUCCCUGUCUUUUAGCAGUGUGUCAGAGCAGUGUGUAAAUGUUGAAGUCAUCUGAUUUCUUCAAAUCCACCAUACUUACAUUUUCAUUGUACAACAUGUCACUUAAAGUGUAGCCUGCUUUUACUAACAUUGAAUCCUUUGAAGAAUAAUGUACUCUUCAUUGAGCUCAAAAUUCUCAGUGGACAAACACCUAAAAUGUGGGUACAUAUAAUGGCUAGGCAGGCGCGUAUAGUUCAACACACACAUAGUCAACGUCAACUUGACCUUAAUAUCCCAUACGUUUCUAUACCGAGUGACUGCAAACAAGGGACAAACAAACAUUUUGUGGGUCAGAAUGGAGAAGUGGGCAGGUGAUGGAGCCAGUGAUAUCCCAGUUCUCAGUGAAAGGGGGAAGUCACCCGUCGACUAGUGAUACUGAACAAGAACUAAUAACAGGAUUUAGUAUAAGUGUUAACUUCUGAAACGAUGUCAACGGACAGGCAACAGCUGCUUUUCGAGGGCUUCUUGAAGAAAAGGAAAGAUACAAUGAAAAUUAAGUGGUCAACCUAUUGGUUCAGGCUCCAAAACACAACAUUAUUCUUCUACACUAAGAAACAUGGGAGUGCUUCACACCUAAGAGGCCUGUACUACAUCUACACUGUGCAGUCUGUGCGUGAGAUCCAGAGGGAGAAGCGKAAGCACUACGUGUUUGAAAUCACCAUGAAGAAUGGGAAGAGGAAAGUACUGGCUGCAGAGACAGGUGAUCUGAGGAGGGAGUGGAUUGGCCAGCUGUGGAGGGCCAUGCAUCUCUCAGGCCCAGGSGGCACAGUCCCAGGCUGCAUACGACAGCAGGAUGUGAGGUCUGAUGACCUGAAGGUCAGAGGUUACUUCAGCACCUAUAACAGCUCAGAAUGUGACAGCAUGACGGAACCACUGGGGGUUCCCCUCUCUGCACCCCUCAACCCCUCCACCCCUGACCAAGACCUAGACCAGGGGGACAGGAGUACCCACUGCCUCUCUGACACCCACCUCACCCCUCCACCCCUGACCAAGCCUAGACCAGGGGACAGGAGUACCCACUGCCUCUCUGGCCCCCUCACCCCUGACCAAAAUCUGGGGCACAGGGCUACCUCUCCUCUCCCUCACUGACGAGCUCAGUAGUGAGGAAGGCAUAUGCCAGAACACCAUCUCACAUUAUGGAGAGGAAGAUGAGGACAGUGUCCAUAGAUUUAGAAGGAGAUGUGAGGAGGAGAGAGAUGAGAAGAGGAGGAAGAGUGUAAGGAGGAAGAGGAUCAGUAUGACUUUCUACCAGCCCCCCGAACUCUGAGUAUCACAUCAACCAAUCAGAUGAAGACUUGACUGAUGGAGAGGACCUCUAUGACUUCCCACUGUCCAAUAAGAGGGCAAGUGACCGCCAAGAUUAUGCGAGAUGACAGAGAGCAUCUAUGACGUCCCCAGUUCCCUAAUGAGGAGAAUGUCUGAACACACACUUGCAGAGCCUUACCCUGGAGGUGAGAUACUGGUGGAGGACAGGGGCCUCCUGGAUGACAUGAUGGCCAGUCUGGGUGGCGGGACGGUGGGCUGGAUAACAGGUGCUUCUACUGGCUCUGUGGAGCCCUARGGGCUGGCUCAUCAUGGCUCUUAGGACUGGUAUAUAGUAUAGACUCUGGAUAAUAUAGACUGAAUGAGUUUUCCUCAUUCAAAUUGUUCUAUAAAGCUUGACGCAUUCUGUUAGAGAUUUAAAUAUGUUUACAUUUGAUGAAAAAAAUCUAAUUUGUKAUGAUAUUCUAUUCUAUUGACUUCUCUUUUAAUACAAUCUACUGUCAAGGAAAUACCAUAUUAAAUAACCAACUUUAUACUGUCAAAGUGUUCCACUUAGUAUAUAAUGUGAGGAGAGAGGUAUUAUAGUAUUCAGGCAGACCCUAUCCUUCUUUUUUAGGAGGUAGAUCAGCUUUAAUAUUGCAGAUACAUUGUGGCUUCUAUCAAUGUAAUUGUCUGCAUCAUUUCCAAUC